Rotaria socialis is the source of this 267-nucleotide messenger RNA. NCBI's taxonomy places the organism in Eukaryota, Metazoa, Rotifera, Eurotatoria, Philodinida, Philodinidae. The record is from the annotation of a GenBank genome assembly.
AUGGAGUUAGUUGAACAAAGGGUUCUGAUAAAUGAAAAUGGAAAUGUUCCAGAUUGGCAUGCUACCAUAAAGCGACUAAGCUUCCAAAAGCGAGUGUGUUCAAAAUUUAUUCCACAAAAAAACAAUAGGGAAUGUUGUGGCUGUAAUAACCCUGCGCAUACGGGCACAGCGCCAGAAUAUUAUGAAAAAUGGUAUUGGGAAAAACACACCGAACCCAAACCGUCGGAAUGUUACGGAACAUUUCCUUAUUCAAACUGUCCUGUAUGA